AUGGUCAGGCCUCACCUGGGCCGCACUACAUCCGACCUGGGUGGUGUUUGCAGCUUGCAGCUCCCCAGGUGCGGCGCGGAGACAGGAAGCCGGCCCCUCCCGCGCCCGCGGGCCGGGCUGUUGCGCCAUCCGCUCCGGGCUUUCGUAACCGCACCCGAGGUUGGCCCAGAGCCGCUCCAGCGCGAGUUCCUCAAAUGUUUCCCUGCGUUGCCAGGCCCGUCAGCUGCGCUCAGUCACGUGCAAGUGGGGAGUCGUGCGGGCUCCGAGCGGGCCCCAAGCGAGCCGGCGCCGCACGAGGCCGGGCGCUGCGGAGAAGCAUGGGGCGGUAGCCGAGCAGGAAGCAUGCUGGCCGUCCGCUGCGCGCUGCUGGCCGCCCUGCUGGCCGUGUCGGGGUCGGAGCAGGUCCCGGAGGACUGUCCCGCGCUCGAGGUGGAGCAAGAUGUGCUGGCCAGAGUGCCGGGGGCCAACGUCACCCUUACCUGCCCAGGCGUGGGACCAGAAGACAAUGCCACCGUCCACUGGGUGCUCAGGAGGGUGGAUGCCCACCAUGGCACACCGGCUGGCCUGGGGAGGAGGCUGCCUCUUAUAUCAGUGCAGCUCAAUGCCUCUGGCAACUACUCCUGCUACAAGGACGGCUGGCUAGCUGGGACCGUGCGCCUGCUGGUGGAGGCUCCCCCUGAAGAGCCCCACCUCUUCUGCUCCCGGAAGAGCCCCUUCCACAGUGUGUGGUGUGAGUGGAGUCCCCACAGCACCCCCUCGCCCACGACCAAGGCCCUGCUGUUGGUGAGGAAAUUAGACCAUCAAAUUCUGACCCUAAGCUUCCAGAAGGCAUGCCAGUAUUCCCAGCAGCGGCGCAUAUUCUCCUGCCCGUUGAAGGUUCCACAGUCAGACAGCUCACUGUACGUGGUGUCCCUGUGCGUCACCAACAGCGUCGGCAGUGAUGCCAGCAGGAUCCAAACAUUUGAGGGCUUCGGAGUCCUGCUGCCCGACCCGCCCGUCCACGUCAAGGUCACCCCCGUGGUCGGGAAGCCCCACAGGCUCAUGGUCACCUGGAAGGAUCCCCCCUCCUGGAACUCUACUUUCUACCGGCUGCGGUUUGAGAUCCGAUACCGGGUGGAGCAGUCAAAGACGUUCCUGACGAUCACGGAGAAGCAGAGCCACCACACCACCAUCUGCGACGCCCUGCGAGGCCAGCGGCACGUGGUCCAGGUGCGCGCCCAGGAGGAGUUCAGGCACGGCUUGUGGAGCGAGUGGAGCCCGGAGGUCGUCAGCGUUCCGUGGAUAGAUCCCGAGACUCUUGGCCCUGAGCUCGAGGUGCCUGCCUCCACCCAGGUCUCAGCUCCCUCGCACGACGAUGUCGUGGACGACGAUGACAACAGGCUGCCCCCUGAGGAUCCUAAAAACACAACAACCCUUCCAGUGCAAGAUCCCACUCUGGUGCCACUGUCCACCCUCCUGGUGGCUGGAGGAAGCCUGGCCUUGGGCACGUUCCUGUGCAUUGGCAUUGUGCUGAGGUUCAGGACGACGUGGAAGCAGCGAGCUCUGAAGGAAGGCAAGGGGAACGUGCACCCGCUCUACAAUCUGGGCCAUUUGGUUCCUGAGAGGCCCAAGGCCGCGCUGGUCCUUGUCCCCCUGAUCUCCCCGCCGGUGUCCCCCAGCAGCCCUGCGUCCAACAACACUUCGGGCCACAGCGGACCAGACGCCCGGGAUCCUCAGAGCUCUUACGACGUCAGCAACAGAGACUACUUCUUCCCCAGAUAAGCCGUCUGCUCCGGACCGUGGGAGCGUCGGAGAUGCCGCUGAGCUGUCUGUGUGUGAGCGGAGCUGCGCUGGCUUAGCAAAAAGGUGCUUCCUGACGCCAUUCCAAGUGGUCUCCGUUCUUCGUGAGACCUCCAGUUUGACCCGCCAAAGGAGCCCCCAGAAAGUUCUACACGGCGUGAACAUACACCGGCUGACCUCUUCCGAAGGAAGAGGUGGCUGAAGUGUUUGUACCACCCUUCUGCUAAUGCCCCGCCUCUGGGGUUAGAGCAGUGGCUCUCAGCCUUCCUCAUGCCUAGACCCUUUCAUACCGUUCCUCGUGUUGUGGUGACCCCAAAC
Molecule: messenger RNA, 2097 nt
Organism: Echinops telfairi (small Madagascar hedgehog)
Lineage: Eukaryota; Metazoa; Chordata; Mammalia; Afrosoricida; Tenrecidae
Gene: IL6R
Product: interleukin 6 receptor
Exons: 12
Coding region: 1-1761 (586 amino acids)
Biological process (GO): cytokine-mediated signaling pathway
Cellular component (GO): external side of plasma membrane; membrane
Molecular function (GO): protein binding; cytokine receptor activity
Source: RefSeq, a predicted model, not a curated record